Caenorhabditis bovis is the source of this 291-nucleotide messenger RNA. NCBI's taxonomy places the organism in Eukaryota, Metazoa, Nematoda, Chromadorea, Rhabditida, Rhabditidae. The record is from the annotation of a GenBank genome assembly.
AUGAAUGGACGAAUUAUUGUGACCGAUGAGUUUGUUCGGGGAUUCACGUCGCCAGUGCCAGAUAGGCAAAACAAUGUACAAGUUUACGGAACUCGAUACGAAAAUGGUGUUGUUGUUGCCUCAUUCUCUCGAAAAGUUUUUGCCACAGAGCAGCUAGACGCGAGCUUAGUUGGAUGUGCUCCGUGGAAGUUCUCCAUUGGUCUCAAUCGCUUGAGCCCUCAAGGCCAUCUCUUCCACCAUUCUCAAACUCCAGUUCACCGUCAAGUUUGCAUCAACCAAUGUAUUGUAUGA